ACCCAACCCGCAGGAUCGCGCGCCGUGACAACGACAGCUUGACCUCUCCACACACGCGCUCAGUCUCUCUCCACCCAGGCACGCCGGAAACGACACGCUGCUUAGAGAACCACCUCCCAGCGCCAUCAUGUCCGAGUCAAAGUCUUCCGCCUCCCCCAUGGCAACCCUCACCACCUUCCUCGCCCUCUACCUCACCACCCUCUUCUCCCUCGACACCUGGACCGCCGCGCGCAACAGCCCCUACCGCGCGCCCAGCGCCACGUCCUUCUACCGCCCCGCCGGCGCGCAGUCAGAGUACCAGGCGGGCAUGCAUGGGCAGGGGCGCAGAGGGCCUGCGGGUCGCGGAAGUGGUGGGGGACGGCAGGGACGACUGCCCGCGACGCUGGAUACGCGGGCGCCGUUGAGGGCGGGGAGCACGGCACAGUGUGGGGCUUGUGCUAUGUAGGUGGGGUGAUGGGUGCGAGGACUCCGAGGGGAGGGGUGUACAUGGGGUGUGCGCUGUGGGUUGAGGGGUGGCGCGGUGUGUUGGGGGCUGGGGGUGUGCGAAUAGGUUGGCAUAGUGGCGCAGGGUUGUAUAUGGCAUUUGCAGACCAACGCUCCAAAGCCUACGCACAAGCCGUCGGUGUACGACCGAGCUUGGGGUGGCACAGCGUACCAUGCUCAGGCUUUUGUGUUGCCCUACACUGACUUUGUGCACGUGGCCGCCCAUCGCAAGUGGCUGUUGACUGUCCAAUUGUGGU
This is a messenger RNA of Paraphaeosphaeria sporulosa, 740 nucleotides long. RefSeq lists its product as uncharacterized. The transcript is spliced from 2 exons. NCBI's taxonomy places the organism in Eukaryota, Fungi, Ascomycota, Dothideomycetes, Pleosporales, Didymosphaeriaceae. The coding region runs from base 128 to 445 and encodes 105 amino acids. The record is from RefSeq and is a predicted model, not a curated record.